Molecule: messenger RNA, 19910 nt
Organism: Epinephelus fuscoguttatus (brown-marbled grouper)
Lineage: Eukaryota; Metazoa; Chordata; Actinopteri; Perciformes; Serranidae
Gene: neb
Product: nebulin
Exons: 141
Coding region: 207-19286 (6359 amino acids)
Biological process (GO): cardiac muscle thin filament assembly
Cellular component (GO): Z disc
Molecular function (GO): actin filament binding
Source: RefSeq, a predicted model, not a curated record
UGUGUGCUGUCGCCCAGCGUUUCUCUGGAGGGAAGCUGGGGAGGAUUUGGCGGCUUGGGAGACCUUAAAACUUUGAAAUAACUGGAUUUGGGCAAAUCACAAAGUUGGGCUGUAGGUUUGAGACCCUAGUGGAUGGCCAGAGAGGCUCCCUUACUGUCAGCAAAUACUGCGGGACUCUGUCGCUGAGCCUCUAACACCGUCCCAAGAUGACGGAGAUUGUGGAGGAAUAUGAGGAAUAUGAGGAGUUUGAGGAGUUUGAGGAGGAGGAGGAGGAGAUUGUGGAGGAGAUUACAACGAGGACUGUCACUGAGCACAAGAGCUCUCAGCUCUUACAGUCCGGACUGCCCACCAGGAAAGUCAGGAAGAAGGUCAAGGUGGAUACCUCCAAGUUCAUGACUCCAUACCUGGCUCACAGCCAGAAGAUGAUGGAGCAGUACAGCCAUAACAAGUACCGGCAUGCGUACGACCUGUCCAGAGGGACACCUCCUGCCUACAGCGCUGAUACUCCUGAAAUGCUUCGCAUCAGGAAGGCCCAGGAGCAGCUCAGCGAGGUUAAAUACCGCAUGGAGGGGAACAAGGCUCGGACGACCAGCUUGUACGAUGGAGAGGCCAAAGAGAUCGCCCACGUCAAGCGUGUGUCUGAACUGAUCAGCAAGGUCCUGUACAGACAGAAGUGGGAUGAGACGAAGGACCGGUACCUGCUGCCUCCUGAUGCUCCUGAACUCGUGCUGGCUGUGAAGAACGCUGCCAACGUCAGCAAGAAACUGUACACGGAGGACUGGAACGAAGAGAAGACCAUGUUCUACCCGUACAGCGACAGUCCCGAGCUGCGCAGGGUCGCUCAGGCUCAGGAGUGCCUCAGUGAUGUUCGCUACAAGAAGGGUCACGAUCAGCGCAAGGCGAAGUACACCUCGCUGGCUGAUCCUCCUGAGGUGGAGCUGGCCAAGAGAGUGGAACAACAGCGCAGUGACCUGAAAUACAGGGAGGACUACAAUAAAAAUGUGAAGGGUCAAUGGUGCGAGACGCCAUACUUCGACGUGGCCACUGCCAGGGUGGCGAUGGAGAACUUGAGUAAUAGACGUUAUACGCAGAAAUAUGAGGACGAGAAAGAUCAACUUUAUUUCAUGCAGACAGACACGCCCGUUUAUGACACCAACAAGAAGGCUCGUAUUGCUGCCAGUGAGGUCCAAUACAAGAAGGAAUACGAGAAGAACAAAGCGCAGUCUGACUACAACACGCUUCCCGCCACGGAGAACCCUCUCCUCCGACAGCUUAGAUACGCUGGCACCAUCCUCAGUGAUAAAGUUUAUAAGGCCCAAUAUGAGAAGUCGAGAGGUUUCAGCAUCAACUACUGUGACACGCCCAAGUUUCAGAUGGACUCCGUCCUCAAACAGUUCACUGACACACAUUACAAAGAUAAGUAUGACAGUGAGGUGAAGGGUCACUACAUCGGCAGCUACGAGGACGUCUACACAGUUCACUGUCAGAACAUGGAGCAGAUGAAGAACGAGCAUCUGUACAAAGCAGAAUAUGAAGACAUAAAGACCAGAUGUUUCUUCCCUCAAACCGUCACGCCUGAAUAUGAAGCGAUAAAGAAUCUUCAGCAGUGUAAAGAUAAAGUUUACCGGCAGCAUCCAGACAAAGUGAAAUUUACACAAGUGGUGGAUUCGCCAGUUCUGGUUCAAGCCGCCAUCAACGCCCAGCAGCUAAGUGACUUGAACUACAAGGCGAAGUACGAAGACAUGAAGUUCAAGAACUGUCUGCCCCCAGAUUAUCCCUUCUUCAUCCAGUCCAGAGUUAACGCUUUUAACCUCAGUGAUAACUGUUAUAAGUACGACUGGGAGAAACUGAAAGCCAAGAAGUUUGAGGUCAGAGGUGACGCCAUCCCGAUCCUCGCUGCCCGCGCUCACACUAACAUCAUCAGUGAUGUUAAAUAUAAGAAGGAGUACGAGAAGAACAAGGGACAGAUGGUCGGAGCCCUCAGCAUCAAUGACGAUCCCAAAAUCUUACACUCUGUUCACGUCGCCAAAAUCCAGAGUGACCGUGAAUAUAAGAAGGACUAUGAGAAGAUUAAGACCAAGUACCACACACCUCUGGAUAUGAUGUCCGUCACUUUGGCCAAGAAGUCCCAGGGCAUCGCCAGCAUGGCGGGGUACAGGAGCAUCAGCACCAACUUCUUCCUCCCCCCCGACAGCGUGCUGUUGGACCUGGCCAAGAAGGCCAACGUCAUCCAGAGUGAUAAUGAGUACAAGGCCGACUACAACAGCUUCACCAAGGGAACUCCCUGGGUCCCCUUCGGCUCCUUGGACAUGGAGAAGAAUAAGAAAGCUGCUGAGAUCCUCAGUGAGAAAAAAUACAGACAGCACCCGGACACCAUCCCCUUCACCUCCAUCGAUGACCACCCCAUCAUGAUGCAGGCCAAAGUCAACCAGCUCCAGAGGAGCGACCUCUUCUAUAAGAGAGGUCUGGAGGAAGUCCAUCAGAAGUACUCCCUGCCUCCUGACGUCCCCGAGUUCCUCCAGGCCAGGUGUAACGCCUACAACAUCAGCCAGAAAUACUACAAGCUCGCCUGGCAGAAACAUCUUCUCAAAGGUUACGACAUGAAGCCCGAUGCCAUCCCUGUGGUCGCUGCCAAAGCUGCCAGACAUGCUGUCAGUAAUGUCCAGUAUAAGAAGGCGUACGAGAAGGCCAGAGGUCACCACGUCGGCUUCCGCAGCCUGCAGGACGACCCUCUGCUGGUUCACUACAUGGAGGUGGCGAAGAUGCAGAGUGACAAGAACUACAAGAAGGACUACCACAAGGCCAAGCUGAAGUACCACACCCCCGUGGACAUGAUGAGUGUGGUCCACGCCAAACAUGCCUCAACAGUGCAGACCUACGCCGGCUACAAGCAGGACAACCACAAGUACUGUCUUCUGCCCGACGCUAUGAACCUGGAACUUGCUCGCAACAUGAACUUUAAUGCCAGUGAUAACAACUAUAAGCAGGAGUAUGAGACCUGUAUCAAGGGCAUCGGCUGGGUUCCCAUUGGUUCCCUGGAGGUGGAGAAAGCCAAGGCGGCAGCAGCAGCUCUGAAUGAGAAGAAUUACCGCCAGCACCCAGAAACCCUCAAAUUCACCAGCACCAUGGACUCCAUGAGCAUGGAGCUGGCCAAGACCAACGCCAAGAUCAUGAAUAUGAAAGAGUACAAGGCCAGCGGAGAGAAGUUCAUGCACACCUACCAUCUCCCUGCUGACGCUCCUGAACUGUUGCAAGCCAGAUACAACGCCGUCAACAUCAGCCAGAAUUACUACACCUACGCUCAUCGUAAAGAUCUGCUCAAAGGACACCAUGUGAAGGAAGAUGCCAUCCCUGUUGUUGCAGCAAAAACUUCCAGAGACAUUGCCAGUAAUUACAAAUACAAGCUGGCGUACGAGAAGGCCAGAGGUCACCACGUUGGCUUCCGCAGCCUGCAGGACGACCCUCUGCUGGUUCACUACAUGGAGGUGGCGAAGAUGCAGAGUGACAAGAACUACAAGAAGGACUACCACAAGGCCAAGCUGAAGUACCACUCCCCCGUGGACAUGAUGAGUGUGGUCCACGCCAAACAUGCCUCAACAGUGCAGACCUACGCCGGCUACAGACAGAUCCCUCACAACUAUCUGCUCCUGCCCGACAACUUGCACCUGCAGCGCUGCCGCGGCAUGAUGGAGAUCCAGAGUGAUAACGUCUACAAGUCAGAUUACAAUAACUACAGUAAAGGCGUCGGCUGGGUCCCCAUCGGGUCUCUGGAUGUUGAGAAGGCCAGAGCUGCUAAAGCUGCUUUGGAUGAAAGAAGCUACCGCCAACAUCCCAGUAAUUUCAAAUUCACAAGCAAGACUGAUGCCAUGAACACGGUUCUGGCCAUGGCCAACUCCAAGCAGAUGGACAUAACUGCAUACAAAGCCUCUGGUGAGAAGUUCAAGCACACCUAUAACCUGCCAGCUGACUGCCCAGAGUUCCUUCAGGCUAAAUUCAACGCACAGACCCUCAGCGAGAGUCACUACAAACAUAAGUGGCUGCAAGAUAUCGCCAAGGGAUACGACAUGAAGCCUGAUGCUAUUUCUGUCCUGCACGCCAAGCAAGGCAGACAUAUCGCCAGCAAUGUCCAGUAUAAGAAGGCGUACGAGAAGGCCAGAGGUCACCACGUUGGCUUCCGCAGCCUGCAGGACGACCCUCUGCUGGUUCACUACAUGGAAGUGGCGAAGAUGCAGAGUGACAAGAACUACAAGAAGGACUACCACAAGGCCAAGCUGAAGUACCACACCCCCGUGGACAUGAUGAGUGUGGUCCACGCCAAACAUGCCUCAACAGUGCAGACCUACGCCGGCUACAGACAGAUCCCUCACAACUAUCUGCUCCUGCCCGACAACUUGCACCUGCAGCGCUGCCGCAACAUGAACAUCCAAUCCAGUGAUGCUGACUACAAGUCUGAGUGGAACAACUACAUCAGAGGUAUUGGGUGGGUCCCUAUCGGCUCACUGGCAGUUGAGACUGCUAAAGUUGGCGGUCAGAUUCAGAGUGACAAUUUGUACCGGACUCAUCCGUCCAACUACAAGUUCAGCAAGCUGAUGGACUCCAUGGACCUGACUCUGGCUACUGCCAACAACCAGAUCAUGAACAAGAAAGCAUACACUGCAGCCUGGGAAAAGGACAAACUGAACGUCCACGUCAUGCCAGAUUCUCCUGAGAUCGUCCUGGCCAAAGCCAACGCCCUCAACAUGAGCAACAAACUGUACAAAGCCGGUCUCGUGGAGAUGGCCAAUAAGGGCCACAACCUCAAAGAAGACGCCAUCCCAAUCAUUGCUGCCAAGACCGGCACCACUAUCGCCAGCAAUUACAAAUACAAGCUGGCGUAUGAGAAGGCCAGAGGUCACCACGUCGGCUUCCGCAGCCUGCAGGACGACCCUCUGCUGGUUCACUACAUGGAGGUGGCGAAGAUGCAGAGUGACAAGAACUACAAGAAGGACUACCACAAGGCCAAGCUGAAGUACCACUCCCCCGUGGACAUGCUGAGUGUGAUCCAUGCCAAACAGGCCUCUGCUGCUCAGACGAUGGCUGGAUACAGACAGAUCCAGCACAGUUACGCUCUCCUCCCUGACGCCAUGAACCUGGUGCUGGCUCGCACUAUGAAUGUCCAGUGUAGUGAUGCUGACUACAAGUCUGAGUGGAACAACUACAUCAGAGGUAUUGGGUGGGUCCCUAUCGGCUCACUGGCAGUUGAGACUGCUAAAGUUGGCGGUCAGAUUCAGAGUGACAAUUUGUACCGGACUCAUCCGUCCAACUACAAGUUCAGCAAGCUGAUGGACUCCAUGGACCUGACUCUGGCUACUGCCAACAACCAGAUCAUGAACAAGAAAGCAUACACUGCAGCCUGGGAAAAGGACAAACUGAACGUCCACGUCAUGCCAGAUUCUCCUGAGAUCGUCCUGGCCAAAGCCAACGCCCUCAACAUGAGCAACAAACUGUACAAAGCCGGUCUCGUGGAGAUGGCCAAAAAAGGCCACAACCUCAAAGCAGACGCCAUCCCAAUCAUUGCUGCCAAGACUGGUACCACUAUCGCCAGCAAUUACAAGUACAAGCUGGCGUAUGAGAAGGCCAGAGGUCACCACGUCGGCUUCCGCAGCCUGCAGGACGACCCUCUGCUGGUUCACUACAUGGAGGUGGCGAAGAUGCAGAGUGACAAGAACUACAAGAAGGACUACCACAAGGCCAAGCUGAAGUACCACUCCCCCGUGGACAUGCUGAGUGUGGUCCACGCCAAACAGGCCUCUGCUGCUCAGACGAUGGCUGGAUACAAGCAGCACAACCCCCACUACACCGUGCUGCCUGACGCUAUGAACCUGGUGCUGGCUCGUAACAUGCAGUUCAUCGCCAGUGAUAACCAGUACAAGAGUGAGUACGACAGCUUCAUGAAGGGAAUCGGCUGGGUCCCAAUUGGAUCGUUGGAUGUUGAGAAAGCAAAAACAGCCGGCAGGAUCCUCAGUGAGCCCCAGUACCGCCAACAUCCCAGCAAUUUCAAAUUCACUAAGGACAUGCACUCUAUGGAUCUGACUCUGGCCACUGCCAACAACCAGAUUAUGAAUAAGCAAUCCUACAUCACCGCCUGGGAGAAAGACAAGACGUCGAUCCACAUCAUGCCUGAUGCCAUGGACAUCGUUCUUGCCAGAGCAAACAAGAAGAACGUCAGUGAGAAACUCUACAAACUGGACAACGAGCUGUCCAAGAAGAAGGGCCAUAACCUUCGUGCUGAUGCCAUCUCAGUCCAGGCAGCUAAAGCCUCCACUGCCAUCGCCAGUGAUUACAAGUACAAGACAGGAUACCGUAAGCAGGUGGGCCACCACAUCGGUGCUCGCUGCCUCCAGGACGACCCUCUGCUCAUGCUGGCUCUGAACUCAGCCAAGAUCGCCAGUGAUGCUCUGUACAAGAAGGACUUCAACAAGUCUAAGACCAAGUUCAACCUGCCUGUGGACAUGAUGGCCUUUGAACUGGCCAAGAAGAACCAGAUUCAGGUCAACCACGCCAACUACAUCACCCGCCUGCACAACUGGACCUGCCUGCCAGACUCCAACGAUGUGGUCCAGGCCAGACAUGCAUAUGACAUAAUGAGCGAUGCUGUGUACAAGGAGGACCAGAGGAUGUUGCAGGGUGUUGGAUGGGUGCCUAUAGGUUCACUGGAUGUGGAGAAGGCGAAGGCUGCUGCUGCGGCCCUGGCUGAGAGAGGGUAUCGUCAACACCCGAGCACCUUCAAAUUCAAACUCACCACUGAGGACAUGCCCUUGGUGCUGGCUAAGGCCAACGCUCAGAUCAUGAACAAGAAAGCUUACAUGGACGCCUGGGAGAAAGACAAGACAACCAUUCAUGUCAUGCCUGACGCCAUGGACGUUCAACUGGCCAAAGCAAACAAAGCCAACUACAGUUUGAAACUGUACAAGCAGGCGAAUGAAGACGCCAAGAAGAAGGGAUACGACCUGCGCAAUGACGCCAUCUCCAUCCUCGCAGCAAGGGCUUCCAGGGACAUCGCCAGCGACUACAAGUACAAGACAGGGUACCGUAAACAGGUGGGCCACCACAUCGGUGCUCGCUGCCUCCAGGACGACCCUCUGCUCAUGCUGGCUCUGAACUCAGCCAAGAUCGCCAGUGAUGCUCUGUACAAGAAGGACUUCAACAAGUCUAAGACCAAGUUCAACCUGCCUGUGGACAUGAUGGCCUUUGAACUGGCCAAGAAGAACCAGAUUCAGGUCAAUGACUUCAACUACAGAACUCACCUGCACAACUGGACCUGCCUGCCAGACUCCAACGAUGUGGUCCAGGCCAGACAUGCAUAUGACCUCCAGAGUGAUGCUGUGUACAAGGAGGACCAGAGGAUGUUGCAGGGUGUUGGAUGGGUGCCUAUAGGUUCACUGGAUGUGGAGAAGGCGAAGGCUGCUGCUGCGGCCCUGGCUGAGAGAGGGUAUCGUCAACACCCGAGCACCUUCAAAUUCAAACUCACCACUGAGGACAUGCCCUUGGUGCUGGCUAAGGCCAACGCUCAGAUCAUGAACAAGAAAGCGUACCGUGAAGCCUGGGACAAUGAGAAGUCAAAGAUCCACAUCAUGCCUGACGCUAUGGAUGUUCUCCUUGCCAAAGCAAACAACAUCAACUACAGCUACAAACUGUACAAACAGGCAAAUGAAGAAGCCAAGAAGAAGGGCUACGAUAUGCGCAGUGACGCCAUUUCCAUCAAGGCAGCCAAGGCCUCCAGGGACAUCGCCAGUGAUUACAAGUACAAGACAGGAUACCGUAAGCAGGUGGGCCACCACAUCGGUGCUCGCUGUGUCCAGGACGACCCUCUGCUCAUGCUGGCUCUGAACUCAGCCAAGAUCGCCAGUGAUGCUCUGUACAAGAAGGACUUCAACAAGUCUAAGACCAAGUUCAACCUGCCUGUGGACAUGCUGACCCUGGAGCUGGCCAAGAAAUGCCAGAUUCAGGUCAAUGACUUCAACUACAGAACUCACCUGCACCAGUGGACCUGCCUGCCAGACUCCAACGAUGUGGUCCAGGCCAGACAUGCAUAUGACCUCCAGAGUGAUGCUGUGUACAAGGAGGACCAGAGGAUGUUGCAGGGUGUUGGAUGGGUGCCUAUAGGUUCACUGGAUGUGGAGAAGGCGAAGGCUGCUGCUGCGGCCCUGGCUGAGAGAGGGUAUCGUCAACACCCGAGCACCUUCAAAUUCAAACUCACCACUGAGGACAUGCCCUUGGUGCUGGCUAAGGCCAACGCUCAGAUCAUGAACAAGAAAGCGUACCGUGAAGCCUGGGACAAUGAGAAGUCAAAGAUCCACAUCAUGCCUGACGCUAUGGAUGUUCUCCUUGCCAAAGCAAACAACAUCAACUACAGCUACAAACUGUACAAACAGGCAAAUGAAGAAGCCAAGAAGAAGGGCUACGAUAUGCGCAGUGACGCCAUUUCCAUCAAGGCAGCCAAGGCCUCCAGGGACAUCGCCAGUGAUUACAAGUACAAGACAGGAUACCGCAAUCAGGUGGGCCACCACAUCGGUGCUCGCUGUGUCCAGGACGACCCUCUGCUCAUGCUGGCUCUGAACUCAGCCAAGAUCGCCAGUGAUGCUCUGUACAAGAAGGACUUCAACAAGUCCAAGACCAAGUUCAACCUGCCUGUGGACAUGCUGACCCUGGAGCUGGCCAAGAAAUGCCAGAUUCAGGUCAAUGACUUCAACUACAGAACUCACCUGCACAACUGGACCUGCUUGCCAGACUCCAACGAUGUGGUCCAGGCCAGACAUGCAUAUGACCUCCAGAGUGAUGCCGUCUACAAAGCUGACCUGAAGUGGCUCCAGGGCCUGGGCUGGGUUCCCAUUGGCUCACUUGACGUGGAGAAAGCCAAGAAGGCUGCGGAAGCCUUGAGUGAAAGGAGCUACCGCCAGCACCCCAGCAUCUUCCCCUUCAAAAGCACCACAGAGGCCAUGAAUAUCGUUCUGGCAAAGAAUAAUGCUCACACCAUGAACAAGCGUCUUUACACAGAGGCAUGGGACAAGGAAAAGACCAAGGUGCACAUCCAGCCUGACACACCUGAGAUCCUCCUGUCUCAGCAGAAUGCUAUCAACGUGAGCAGGAAACUCUACAGACAAGGUUUUGAGGCAACCAUCAACAAAGGCUAUUUCCUCCCUCCGGAUGCAGUCUCCGUCAAGGCUGCCAAGGCCUCCAGGGACAUCAUCAGUGACUACAAGUACAAGACAGGAUACCGCAGUCAGGUGGGCCACCACAUCGGUGCUCGCUGUGUCCAGGACGACCCUCUGAUCAUGCUGGCUCUGAACUCAGCCAAGAUCGCCAGUGAUGCUCUGUACAAGAAGGACUUCAACAAGUCCAAGACCAAGUUCAAUCUGCCUGUGGACAUGCUGAGUCUUGAGCUGGCCAAGAAAUGCCAGAUUCAGGUCAACCACGCCAACUAUAUCACCCGCCUGCACCAGUGGACAUGCCUGCCAGACUCCAACGAUGUGGUCCAGGCCAGGAAAGCCUACGACCUCCAGAGUGAUGCCGUGUACAAAGCUGAUAUGGAUGAGGUCAUCGGCGUAGGAUGGGUCCCCAUUGGUUCAAUCGAUGUGUUGAAGGCCAAGAAUGCUGCAAGAAUUCUUAGUGACCAUCUCUACAGGCUGAAACCAGACACACAGAAAUUCACAACUGACAUGUCCUCCAUGCCCAUGGUCCUGGCCAAGGCCAACGCUGAAGUCAUGAACAAGAAAAACUACAUCUCUGCCUGGGAGGCCGACAAGCUGAAGAUCCAUGUGCCCCCUGACAUACCUGAGGUUUUGCUUUCUAGAGCCAAUGCUUACAACAUCAGCAGGAAAAACUACAGGGAAGGUGUUGAGGAGAUCUUCAGGAAGGGCUACGACAUGAAGGCUGACGCCAUCUCUGUUGUUGCUGCCAAACGUUCAAGAGAUAUCAUCAGUGAUUACAAGUACAAGACAGGGUACCGUAAGCAGGUGGGCCACCACAUCGGAGCCCUCAGUGUCAAUGACGACCCUCUGAUUGUGCUGGCUAUGAACUCAGCAAAGAUCGCCAGUGAUGCUCUGUACAAGAAGGACUUCAACAAGUCCAAGACCAAGUUCAACCUGCCUGUGGACAUGCUGAAUCUGGAACUGGCCAAAAAAUGUCAGAUCCAAGUUAACGACUUCAACUACAGGACUCAUCUGCACAACUGGACCUGCCUGCCAGACUCCAACGAUGUGGUCCAGGCCAGAAAGGCGUACGACCUACAGAGUGACGCUGUUUACAAGGCCGACAUGGAGUGGAUCAAGGGAAUGGGCUGGGUGCCAAUCGGUUCACUUGAUGUGGAGAAAGCCAAGAAAGCUGGAGAGAUCCUGAGUGACAUUAAAUAUCGUCAACAUCCCAGCAUCUUCAAAUUCACUGCCCAGACAAUAGACAUGCCAUACGCCUUGGCUCAGGCCAAUGCCGCCAACAUGGACAAGAAAGCAUACACUGCUGCCUGGGACAAGGACAAGCUCAACAUUCACAUCAUGCCCGACACCCCAGAGAUCCUCCUGGCCCAGCAGAAUAAACUCAACACCAGUCUGAAAUAUUACCAUGAGGGUUACUGGGACACCAUCCACAAAGGCUACUUCCUUCCCAAAGAUGCUAUCUCUGUGUUAGCAGCCAAGGCCUCCCGCGACAUCGUCAGCGACUACAAAUACAAGGCUGGUUUCCGUAAGCAGUGUGGCCAUCACAUCGGCGCCCUCAGCGUUAACGAUGACCCACUGAUCAUGUUGGCUGCUAACGCAGCCAGGAUCUCCAGUGACAACAUCUAUAAGAAGGACUUCCACAAGACCAAGACCAAGUACAACCUGCCUGUCGACAUGCUGACGAUCGAACUGGCCAAGAAAUGCCAGCAGCAAGUCAAUGACUUCAACUACAGGACUCACCUGCACCAGUGGACCUGCCUGCCAGACUCCAGUGACGUGGUUCAGGCCAGGAAAGUUUACGACCUACAGAGUGAUGCCGUGUACAAAGCUGAUCUGGAGUGGCUGAGAGGAUGCGGCUGGUCACCACAGGACUCUGUGGACGUCCUCAAAGUUAGACAUGCCCAGACUAUUAUCAAUGACAGGCUGUACCGCCAGCCUCCCAGCACCGUCAAGUUCACCAGCGUGGUCGACCUCCCCGUGAUCGUCCUGUCCAAGCAGAAUGCUGACAACAUCAGUGAAAGGAAAUAUAGGGAAGUCUGGGAUAAAGACAAGCUCAGCAUUCACCUGCCACCUGACACCCCGACCUUUGAACUAUCCAAGGCCAAUGCCAUUAACAUCAGCAAUAAACUGUACACUAAGGCGUGGGAUGAGCAGAAGGCCCGAGGCUACAACAUUAAGGCAGAUGCUAUUUCCGUGGUGAAGGCUAAAGCUUCCAGAGAUAUCAGCAGCAACUACAAGUACCUGGCGAGUUACCGAAAGCAGGUGGGCCACCACAUUGGUGCUCGCUGUGUCCAGGACGACCCUCUGAUCAUGCUGGCUAUGAACUCAGCAAAGAUCGCCAGUGAUGCUCUGUACAAGAAGGACUUCAACAAGUCCAAGACCAAGUUCAACCUGCCUGUGGACAUGCUGAAUCUGGAACUGGCCAAGAAAUGUCAGAUCCAAGUCAACGACUUCAACUACAGGACUCAUCUGCAUCAGUGGACGUGUCUGCCAGACUCCAACGAUGUGGUCCAGGCCAGGAAGGCGUACGACCUGCAGAGUGAUGCUGUGUACAAAGCAGAUCUGGAAUGGUUACGUGGAUGUGGAUGGAUGCCACAUGAGUGUGUGGAUGUCAUGAAGGUGAAGCACGCCCAGAAGAUCCUGGCUGAUAGAGGUUACCGUGUGAAGUUGGAUGAUCAGAAGUUUGUGGUUCCAACUGACAGAGUCGACCUGGUCUGUGCCAAGAACGCUGCUGAUGUCCUGAACGAGGCCAAGUACCGUGAGGCCUGGCACCAGGACAAGACCAAGUACUCACUGGUGGACACUCCAGUUCUCGCCACAGCCAGAGAGGUGGCCAAGAACGUUCACCCGCAUCUGUACACCCAAGCCUGGGAUAAGGUCAAAGCCACAGGCUACUACAUGCCCGGAGAUGCCGUGCCAAUCAAGCAGUGCAUCAGUACGACUAAAGUGCAGAGUAAGCACAAGUACCUGGAGGGCUACCGUAAGCAGGUCGGCCACCACAUUGGCGCCCUCAGUGUCAAUGACGACCCUCUGAUCAUGCUGGCUCUGAACUCAGCAAAGAUCGCCAGUGAUGCUCUGUACAAGAAGGACUUCAACAAGUCCAAGACCAAGUUCAACCUGCCUGUGGACAUGCUGGCCUUUGAACUGGCCAAGAAAUGCCAGAGACAAGUCAACGAUGACCUCUACAGAACCGGACGCCUGCACCAGUGGACAUGUCUGCCAGACCAGAACGAUGUCAUCCAGGCCCGCAAAGCCUACGACCUUCAGAGCGAUCACGUGUACAAGGCUGAUCUGGAGUGGCUGCGUGGCUGCGGCUGGAUGGCGGCUGACUCUGUGGACCACGUCAAGGUCAAGAAGGCCCAGGAGAUUCUCAACGAGAGACUCUACAAGAAGAACGCCCAGGAGUGCUUCGGAAAGUUCACUCUGAUCGUGGACCGCCCUGAGAUCCUGCUGGCGAAGAUGAAUGCAGCUAACCUCAGUGACCUGAAGUACAAAGAGACCUUCAACGCAGAGAAAGGUGUGUACAUUGGUUCAGAGGACACGCCUCAGCUGGCCCACAGCAGGGAGGUGUCCAAGAUCAUCAGUGAGAAACUCUACAAACAACACUGGGACGAGUCCAAAGCGACGGGCUACAAGCUGGACCAUGAAUACAUCCCACUCGUCAGUGGCAAGAAGGGCAGGGAGAUCGCCAGUGAUGUCAAAUACAAGGAUACCCAUGAGAAGGCCAAGGGUCACUACAUGGCUGGAACCCUGAUCGACUUCCCUGAGGUGGUGCGCUGUGGACAGCAGGAGAAGAACAAAGGACUGAGGGUCUACCACAAGGACUACCACCUCAGCAAGACCAAGACCCACCUCCCACCUGACAUCAUCGCUAACACGGUCGCUAAGCGCUGCCAGGACAUGCUGAGUGAUGUCAUCUACCGCACCUACCUGCACCAGUGGACCUGCCACCCCGACCAGGAGGACGCCAUCCGUGCCCGCAAGACCAACGAGAUCCUCAGUGACGUGUUCUACAAGGACGACCUGAACUGGAUGAAGGGGAUGGGCUGCUACGCCUGGGACACACCUGAGAUCAUUCGUGCCAAGAAGUCGUACGAUCUGCAGAGCGAACUCAAAUACAGACAGGACGCCAAGAAGGAAUUCAACAACUACUCCAUUGUGACCGACACCCCGGCUUAUGUGACGGCUGUGCUGGGCCACACCUGGGCCAGCGAUCUCAACUACAGGGAGGCUUAUCACAAAGAGAAGCACAUGUACACCACCGUCCUGGACACCCACGACUACGCCAGGUGCCACAACUUCAAGGAAUUCUUCAGCAACAAAAACUACACCUCCACCUGGGACAAAAUCAAAGCCAACAGCUACACGAUUCCACACGACUCCCACUCCCUGCAGCACGCCAAGCAGCAGAAGGUCAUCCUCAGCAACGUGAAGUACAAGGAGGAUUAUGAGAAGUUCAAAUCCCUCUACAGUCUGCCCAAGUCUCUGGAGGACGAUCCCUCCACUGCUCGCUGCGUCAAAGCUGGAAAGCUGGUCCUGGAUCGUCUGUACCACGAGAACUACGAGAAGACCAAGGCCAAGAACCACAUCCCACCAGACAUGCUGGAGAUCGUGGCCGGACGCAACACCCAGAACACCGUCAGCAUGAUCAACUACCGCAAGUACCUGCACCAGUGGAUCUGCCUCCCUGACAUGCAGGUGUACGUCCAGGCACGCAAGGUCAACGAGCAGCUCAGUGACAUCUUCUACAAGGACGACCUGAACUACCUGAGGGGUAUCGGCUGCUUCGCCUGGGACACACCUGAGAUCCUCCGUGUCAAACAUGCUGGUGACCUUCAGAGUGAGAACAAGUACAGAGCCAAAGGUAUCGAGGCUUUCAAGGAGUACUCAGUGGUGACGGACACUCCGGUUUACGAGACGGCCAAGCUGAACUCUCAGAACCUGAGCGAUCUGCACUACCGCUACGAUUACAACGUCAACAUCAAGGGCACCAACACUGCUCCUCCUGUUACUGUGGACACAGAGCGGGCACGCCUGGCGAACUACAUCCAGAGUGAUAACUGGUACAAGGAGGCCAACAAGAACUUCAUGCCGACUGGUUACUCCCUGCCCCACGACACCCCGCUCAUCAAACAGGCCAAGCUGAACAGCGUCAUCAACAGCAACGUGAAGUACAAGGAGGCGUACGAGAUGACGAAGGCGAAGGCCUACACUCUCCAUCCAGAGGGCGUCAACUUUGUCAACUCAAGGAAGGCUCACAAGAUCGUCAACGAUCGUCUGUACAGAGAGGACUACCACAAACACAAGGACAAGAUCCACACAACCUACGACACCCCCGAUAUCAAACAAGUCAAGAUGAACCAGUCCAACCUCAGCGACUUGUGCUACAAAGAGAAAUACUACAACAGCAGAGGUCAGCUGAUCUCUAUGCCCAUCACCCCCGAGCUGAUGCACUGCGCCCACGUCAAUGAGAUCACCAGCGAGCUGAAAUACAAAGAGGACCUGACCUGGCUCAGAGGCCUCGGCUGCUUCCUGUACGACACCCCAGAGAUGAUCACCGUCCGCAACAUCACCAAACAGAGACUGACCUACCCAGUGGAGGCAAAGAAGAACCUCGCCAACUUCUCCGUGGUCCUGGACACGCCUGAGUACAAACGUGUGACUGAGCUGAAGAGCCACAUGAGCAACCUGAUCUACAAAGCCCAGAGUAAGGAGGAGAUGGCCAAGGUCACCACCACUGUGGACUCAGUGGACAUCACCAGAGCCAAAUGGGCCCAGCAGCUGACCAACAAGUACCUGUACACUGACCUGGCCACUAAGGAGAGAUGCCAUUUUACUCCAGAAAAUGAAACUCCACACAUGGACCAUGCCAGGAAAAUGAAGGUCAUCUACAGUGAUAACAAAUACAAAGACCAGUAUGAGAAGAUGAAGCACAGAUAUACCGCCAUCGCCGACACUCCACUCCUGAUCCGGGCCAAGAAAUCCUACCUGCAGUCCAGUGAUCUGCGUUACAAAGAGACCUUCGAGCUGUCUAAGGGACACUACCGCACAGUGAAGGACGCUCUGGACAUCGUCUACCACCGCAGAGUCACUGAUGACAUCAGCGAGGUUAAAUACAGAGAGAAGUACAUCACCUCUCUGGGGACGUGGAAGUCCAUCCCCGACCGUCCUGAGUUCUUCUUCAGCAAGAUUGUCAACGACAACGUCAGCAACGUGAAAUACAAGGAGGACCUGGAGUGGCUGAGGGGUCUCGGCUGCUUCGUGUGGGACACACCUGACCUGGUGAUGGCCGAGAGGAACAAGGCGCUGUACAGCGAGAGAGUGUACAAAUCCUCCUUUGAGAAGAACAGAGGCAACUUCAAGUACACCAGCGACACUCCGUUCUUCCAGGCUGCCAAAUAUGCUUCCUCCAUCAUCAACGAUGUGAGGUAUAAAUCCAGAGCAAAGGAUCUGCUAAGGAUUGGUUGCAAUGAGCUGCACCGUCCCGACAUCCUCACAGCCCUUUUCCAGUCCUCUAUGACCAGUAAGUGGAGGUACAGGGAGCAGUAUGAACGUGCCAAAGACAAGUUCACCUCCAUUCUGGAGACUCCAGAGUACGAGGCCCACAGACGCAGCAAAAAGAUCGGCGAUAUCAUCUACAAGAUGGAGUACAACAAGACCAAGGCGAAGGCAUACACCCUGCCUUAUGACACUCCUCACCAGCAGCACAUGAAGAAGGUCAAAGACAUCACCAGUAAUCUGAAGUACAAAGAGGUGUACGAGAAGUGUAAGGCCCAGAUCAACAUGGACCCUGAGGCUCACUCCAUCCGUGCUGCCAAGGAGGCCUACAAGAACAUCAGCAACCUUGACUACAAGAAGAAGUAUGAAGCCACCAAGAACAAGUGGAUCUGGACAGCAGACAGACCCGACUUUGUGAAUGCUGCUAAGAACUCCCUGCAACAGAGUGAUGUUGAGUACAAGUAUGACAAAGAGGUGAUGAAGGGCUGUGUGAUUCCCGUGGUUGAUGACAAGCUGACCGUCCUGGCCAUGAAAAAUGCUGAAAUGGCCAGCAUUGUGAAGUACAAAGACAAGUAUGAGAAGGCAAAGGGCCACUACAUCCCCGUCCAGGACACGCCUCAGAUCCUCCACGCCAAGGCUGUGCGCACUCUGGCGUCAGAGACCAAAUACAAGGAGGCCAGUAAGAAGGAGAUGCAGUCGGGCUCGUUCACCACUCUGCCCGAGACUCGUGACACGGCCCACAGCAGGAACGUCAACAAGCUCGUCAGCAAGACCGUGUACAAAGCCAAGUUUGAGAAGGAAAAGGGCAAGUCAAUAUAUAACCACAUGAUUGUUCCACCUGAUGUUCAGCACGCCAUGGGAGUGGCCAAGACUCAGAGCAGCGUGGCCUACAAGAAAGACGCCAAGGCCAACCUGCACUACACCACUGUGGUCGACCGUCCUGACAUAAAGAAGGCCACCCAGGCCUCCAAACUCAUCAGUGGGAUCGGCUACCGUGACAAGGCCCGUGAGGAGGCCAGCCGUGGAGGCUCUCUGGUCCACCGCCCAGACAUCACUCUGGCCACUGAGGUGUCCAAGCUGACCAGCCAGCUGAAGUACAAGGAGAAGUUUGAUAAGGAGAUGAAAGGAAAGAAGCCACAAUAUGACCUGAAGGACAGUAAGAUUUACAAGACUCUGAAGGAUGCCAGUGUGCUGGCUAGUGAGGUGAAGUACAAAGGUGACCUGAAGAAGAUCCACAAGCCUGUGACCGACAUGGCCGAGUCUCUGUCCAUGCAGCACAGCCUGAGCACCAGCAAACUGUCCAGCGACGUGAAAUAUAAGGAGAAGUAUGAGAGGGAGAAGGGUAAACCCAUGCUGGACUUUGAGACACCAACAUAUGUGACGGCUAAGGAGGCGCAGCACAUGCAGAGCCAGAAAGAGUACAGGAGGGAUCUAGAGGAGGGAGUGAAGGGUAAAGGGCUAACUGUACUGGAGGAAACUCCGGAGCUUUUGAGAGCAAGGAAUGCCACUCAAAUCCUGUGUGAGAGAGAGUACAAGAAGUCACUGGAGCAGGAGAUCAAGGGCAAAGGAAUGUUGGCUUUGGCUACAGACACCCCCGACUUCAUGAGGGCCAGGAACGCCACUGACAUCCUCAGUCAGACCAAGUACAAGCAGACCGCUGAGAUGGACAGGGCCAGCUACACCACUGUGAUCGACACCCCAGACAUUAUCCACGCUCAACAGAUGAAGAACAUCGUCAGCCAGAAAAAGUACAAAGAGGAGGCAGAGAAGACGAUGUCUCACUAUGUGCCGGUCCUGGACACUCCUGAGAUGCAGAGAGUCCGAGAGAACCAGAAGAACUUCAGCACUAAUCUUUACCAGAUUGACCUUAAAAACAUAAAGGGCAAAGUGUCUACUGUAAAGGACACUCCUGAAAUGCUUCGUGUUAAAGAGAAUACAAAGAAUUUCAGCUUGAUUCAGUACAAAGAGGAGGUGGGAGGAGGAACAGCUUUACCGGAGACGCCUGAGAUGGAGAGAGUUAAACGCAACCAGCGGAACGUUAGCACGAUUCAGUACAAGGACUCUGUGGGUCAAGGCACGUCCAUCCCAGAUCUCCCUGAGGUGAAGCGGGUCCGAGAAACCCAGAAGAAUAUCAGCUUGAUUCAAUACAAGACAGAUGUGGGACAAGGCACGUCAGUGUCAGAGACCCCAGAGAUGGAGAGAGUUAAACGCAAUCAGCAAAACAUUAGCACGAUUCAGUACAAGGACUCUGUGGGUCAAGGCACGUCCAUCCCAGAUCUCCCUGAGGUGAAGCGGGUCCAAGAAACCCAGAAGAAUAUCAGCUUGAUUCAAUACAAGACAGACGUGGGACAAGGCACGUCAGUGUCAGAGACCCCAGAGAUGGAGAGAGUUAAACGCAAUCAGCAAAACAUUAGCACGAUUCAGUACAAGGACUCUGUGGGUCAAGGCACGUCCAUCCCAGAUCUCCCUGAGGUGAAGCGGGUCCGAGAAACCCAGAAGAAUAUCAGCUUGAUUCAAUACAAGACAGAUGUGGGACAAGGCACGUCAGUGUCAGAGACCCCAGAGAUGGAGAGAGUUAAACGCAAUCAGCAAAACAUUAGCACGAUAAAGUACAAGGACUCUCUGGGUCGAGCUACGGCUAUCCCGGACCUGCCGGAGGUGAAGCGGGUCAGACAAACCCAGAAGCACAUCAGCUCGGUGUGGUAUAAAGACAGUUCAGCCAAAGGAACUCCUGUGGUCUUUACCCCAGAGAUGGAGCGAGUCAAAAGGAACCAAGAGAACAUUAGCUCGGUGCUGUACUCUGACAGCUUCCGUAAGCAGGUCCAGGGCAAGGCCGCCUUCGUCCUGGACACACCUGAGAUGAGACGCGUCAGAGAGACUCAGCGCAUCAUCUCUGGAGUGAGAUACCACGAGGACUUUGAGAAGAGCAAAGGCAGCUUCACUCCCACCACCACCGACCUGGUGACCGAGCGCGUGAAGAAGAACACUCAGGACUUCAGUGACAUCAGCUACCGUGGCAUCCAGAGACGCGUGGUGGAGAUGGAGAGGAGACGUGCCAUCGAGCACGACCAGGAGACCAUCACUGAUCUGCGUGUGUGGCGCACAAACCCCGGCUCUGUGUUUGACUACGACCCUGCUGAGGACAACAUCCAGUCCAGGAGUCUGCACAUGAUGUCAGUUCAAGCUCAGCGUCGCAGCAAGGAGCACUCCCGCUCCACCAGCGCCCUGAGCGGCAUGGCUGACGAGAAGUCUGAGGUGUCCCAGGACGCCGACCACCACAUGUCCCUCUACAGCAAUGGCUUCAUGGCAUCCUCUGUCGGUUACCAGCACGCUAAGACUGUGGAGGUGCAGCAGAGGUCUUCAUCAGUGGCCACCCAGCAGACCACCGUCUCCUCCGUCCCCUCACACCCCUCCACCACCGGGAAAACUGUUCGUGCCAUGUACGACUACACUGCAGCUGACAACGACGAGGUGUCCUUUAAAGACGGAGACGUGAUCGUUAACGUGCAGUCCAUCGACGAGGGCUGGAUGUACGGCACCGUGCAGCGCACCGGCAAGACCGGCAUGCUGCCAGCCAACUACGUUGAAGCAAUCUAAAGACAAAGCCCGCCCACCGUCCCUCCAGAGUGGGCGUGACACAUCCACAGGGCAAUCUGAUUGGUCUUCCUGUGAACACAACCGCGGCUUAGUGCAAUGAUUUAGUGUCUCUUAGCUCUGUAUUUUAAUGGUGUUGUGAUUCUCGUCUGUUCUCAUUCAUACGCUGCUGCCCUGUUUCCUGUGGAUGUGACAUCAGCAUGGUGACAUCACUCAUAUAAAUAUCUCUAUUAUACAUACUAUGACUACGCUGAAUGACAGACUCUGUAACCUGUUCUGAGACACUCCCUUAGACUCACUAACAACCCAACGCCCUUUGUAUAUUUCAAUAAUAUUUAAUAUAUGUAGAAGAGUAUUAGAAACCUUCAGCCAGACGAUGGGCUCACAUAGUUUGAAUUCUGUGGAGAGAAAAAGAAAUGACGACAAUAGUGAAACCUGUAAGGAGUCAGUUAGCGUCUGUCUCCUCCAUGAUGAAACCGCUCCUAACGAGUUGUACGAGACCAGACCUCAGUCUUCCCUCCUUCACACUGAAGGCUGGUCACUAGUAGAGUGUGUGUUUUGUUUCUUCUGAUUAUUUAGGUCCUCUACCUUUAAUCUGUAGCCAAUAAAGCACACCGAGCUCCUGCA